AUGAAACUUACAGGGAAGUACUCCAAGUGCGACGCUCAGAUUUUCUCAAAAUUUUGCGCACACUUCGGGUAUGGACUAAAUAUCAAUUCCUGAAAGUUUUAGCUCGCGCUUUGCAGGCGCCGCCGAGAUAUUGAACGAUUUAUGCCGCCGAGAGAGUACACUAAGCGUGGAGAGCGGUGAGAGAGAAAAACACUUUUUGGCCAUAACUUUGAGAGCUUUGUGCGGUAAAAAUUGAUUUUUUGUGAAAAUAUUACCCUCUAUGAUAGAAACAGGCAUGAAAUGUUAGUUGUACUGUAGAGGCGUCCCACUUUUGGUUUAACCGUAAACUCCUAUCAAAAUACCCUCAAAUUUUUGAAAAUUUAUAUCCUUCCAUUUCCAGAUGUACGUCCAGACAACCAAACUUGGCGAUGUGUGUGUGGUCUUUGCCGCAUUAAUCGUAUUACUCUUCUUCAGUGUUGUGAUUUGGCUGCGAAUAAAGCAGCACAAAGCCCAGCGAAUUCAAGCCAUCUCGGUUCAACGGCCGAAACGAGCGUUCCAAUGGAAUGAUGACCGGGAUACACUUCCCAUCGUUCAAUUACCAUGA
Molecule: messenger RNA, 583 nt
Organism: Bursaphelenchus xylophilus (pine wood nematode)
Lineage: Eukaryota; Metazoa; Nematoda; Chromadorea; Rhabditida; Aphelenchoididae
Source: the annotation of a GenBank genome assembly